Messenger RNA from Coniosporium apollinis CBS 100218, 1155 nucleotides. RefSeq lists its product as uncharacterized. The coding region runs from base 1 to 1155 and encodes 384 amino acids. The record is from RefSeq and is a predicted model, not a curated record. The transcript has a single exon. Lineage: Eukaryota; Fungi; Ascomycota; Dothideomycetes.
AUGGUUUUCUCCAAAGCAACCCUCGUGGCUCUAGCCAUGAGUCUCUUCUCAGUCAAUGCGCACAUGGUCAUCAGCAACCCUGUGCCAUACGGUCAAUCCUCCCUCAACAACAGCCCGCUCGAAAACUCCGGCUCCGACUUCCCAUGCAAGCAGCGACCCGGCGUUUAUGACAUCACCAAGAUGAACAACAUGCCAGUCGGUGUGCCUCAGAAAUUAACCUUCAUGGGCGGCGCAACCCACGGAGGAGGGUCCUGCCAAGUCAGCGUCACGCUUGACCAGAAGCCCACCAAGAAUAGCCAGUGGAAGGUUGUCAAGAGCAUCAUCGGCGGCUGCCCCGCUAGCGUUAAUGGCAACUUGGGAAGUGAUGCUCAAGGCACUGACGCAAGUCAAUUCGAGUUCACUCUGCCCAAAGGUAUGCCCAAUGGUCAGUACACUCUCGCAUGGACCUGGUUCAACAAAAUCGGCAAUCGUGAGAUGUACAUGAACUGCGCGCCUAUCGAAGUCACCGGCGGCUCCAGCGACAACACCGUCUUCAACUCUCUGCCGGACAUGUUCGUCGCCAACCUUCCGCGAGAGGAAUGCCAGACGCCCAGUGACACCAACCUGAUCUUCCCAGAGCCCGGCAACGACGUUCAGACAGUGAUCGCCGCUUCUCCCGGCACCGUCAGCGGUUCCAACUGCGCUGCUCAGACCAAGCUUGGUGCCGGCGCUGGCAACGCAGGUACGCCCGUCCAGCCAACCUCCGGGCCGUCUUCCUCCGCUCCAGCAAGCUCCCCAUCCGUCUCAUCCAAGGCCGGCGGCGAGUUCGCCCCCUUGCCCUCUUCGUCUGCCGCCAGACCAACCGCGACCUCCCUCGCCACCGUUACACUCACCCGCUCCGCCCCCGCCUCCUCAAGGACUGGGACAGCGCCCCCACCACCAGCCAACACAGCUCCCGCCGGCAAGUGUGGCGUCGGCGCCGCCCCCUGCACAGGCGAGGGCAUGUACUGCUUCAGCACGACCAAGUGGGGCCUCUGCGAGAACGGUUGCGCGGCCGAGCGCUUCGUCUCGCCCAAGACCGAGUGCAGGAACAACAGCAUCCAGCACGUCUCGGCUGGCAAGCGCGACUUCCUCCGCCGUCACGCCCACAGGCGCCACUUCCAGAACAGCAUCUGA